AAAAAUUGCAGUGCAUUUCUCGCAAAAUUGUGUAGACGUUAAUUGGAACAACUCUGUUGAUUAGCUCUUCACUUAGUUAUCAGAAACACUGACAUAUGACUAGUGAGGAAAAGUCGUCUACAAAUCUUGCCAGACGAAAGGUUGCAUAUUUAUUAAGACCACCAGAAAAGAGGCAUCGCUUUGGCAUCAACUCUCUUGUCGUUCCAUAUGCUGGUGAACCAGACACAGAGAGCUCCCAAGUAGUUUCACUUUUUUCAGGAGGACGUGAUGGCACGAUAAGAGGCUGGUCAAAGAAAGGGGAGAAUAUCUUGAACCUAGAAGAACACGUUGACUGGGUAAACGACUUGUUGUUCUUGCCUUCAGGGGUUUUGGUUUCCUGUUCGUCAGAUACUACUGUUAAGGUAUGGGACGUAAAAGAAACCGUAUCCGUGUCUGAAGAAUUUCUCGUUCCACGUGGCUCUUCAAACACCCUUGCAGAACAUACAGACUAUGUAAAAGCUCUCACCGCGGUGGAUAGACAUAGAGGUAUUGUGGCAAGUGGCUCUUUAGAUGGCAAGAUUGUGAUAUGGGAUCUGGAAAAAGGCGAAUAUCAGUCAGUUUUGGGAAAGGGUUUACAGGAGAAUACUUCAGUAUAUUGCCUAGCUUCUGGUGGGAAGAGUUUUGGGUUGGAAGAAAGCUCAGAGCAAUUCUUGCAGUCUCCUGAAGGUUCUAUCAUUGCAGCGGGUUCGAGUGACCGAGUCAUUUCCCUUUGGGACACUAGAACUCGAACCAGGGCAGUAAAACUUCGAGGUCAUAGAGAUAUAAUUCGCUGUUUAGCCAUGAAUGAACAAGGAACUCUCCUUUUGUCAGGCAGUAGUGAUGGAAGUACUCGAGUCUGGGACCUUCGCAACUUACGAUGUAUGCUAUCGUUUGAUGUACAUAUCGACUCUGUUUGGGCAUUGGCUGCGAGUAAGAACUUUGACUGGUUCCUCUCGGGUGGACGAGAUGGUGCAGUUUGGAAAACGGAACUUCACACUGGUGAUUCUGUGCUUAUGAUAGCUGCAGUCGAAGAUAAUUCCAAAUAUAAUCAUGUACUAAGAGUUUGUAUGACACCUGAUGAGAAAAGUUUGUGGACCAGUUCACUUAGCUCAAAUAUCAAGUAUUGGGAAUCGAAUAAGUGUUUUAAUGAUAUCCAUAAUCAGAAUUCCAAGGAUAUGAAUAUAAAGUCUCGUACUUCGCCGAUAUCGUUGAGAAGUGUUUUGAGUACUUCAGCUACGGAUGAUCCCAUAUUCAAGGAACCUUAUCUAGCCAUUCGAGGAGAACCAGGAAUUGUAGCCAAGACCGUUUUGAAUAAUCGACGACAUGUUUUAACUUGCGAUUCAGAAGGUAAAGUUCAGCUUUGGGAUGUCUCUCGGGGCAGAUUGCUGCAAGACUUUGGUAACAGUCGAACAAUGGAAGACAUUCAGCAAGAAAUUGACGAAAUGGUUGUUGUACCUACUUGGUUUCAUUUAGUAACUCGACUUGGCAGUCUUAUGGUUGUAUUAGAUCCUAAUGUAUGCUUUGCAGCAGAAGUUUAUGCGUCUGAUGCUGGUUUAGAUGUAGAUUCGGAUGAAGUCAAAGUCAAUAUUGGAGAACACGUUUUAAGAGGUUUAUUUAGGAAUUGGCAUGAACGUUACAGUAAACUUUUAGAAGGUAGUCCGAAGACUUUUUAUGAUGAAAUUAAUUCUUUAUCUCAUUCGGAUCCUGCAGAAAGCAACCAGAAGCAAACUGCCGUCCUGAAUAAUUCCAAUAAUUUACCACCUUAUGAGUUCCCGGAAGAUAUCCCUGUUAUUAUUAUAGAAGAAGGUACCACGAGGCCAUUAUUGCGAAAGCUUUUGAAAGACUUUGAUGGAACUGAAGCAUCUUAUCUUCCAGAUUGGGUUUUGAAGUGUGUUCGAGAUGAGCAUUCGAUGAGUCGUGAAAUACCGAAACUUUCCUUUUAUUUGAAACCUGCGGAAGGUUCAGGUUUCCCUGCUCUUGUUCAAAGCAAACUGACAGCCCCUCGUAUUUUAAGAGCAAAGAAAUUGGCUACCUAUGUUGCCAAUAACAUUAGAACGGAAAUUGAACGGCUAAGAUGCUCGAGUAAAGGUGGCAAGUUGCCGUUUGAAUUUUCACCCACUGCGGAAUUGGAAAUCGUUUGUCGUGAUCAAGUUGUUCCUCCUAAGAUGAGUCUCAUUGCCAUUCGAAGAUUUAUUUGGAAGUCUCCAGAGGAUCUCGAGUUGUUUUACAGACGAAGGAAUGAGGCUGGAAAGAGAACAGAAAGAAAGUAAUCAAACUUUCAUAGUAGGUUCAAAGUCUUAUCUUUCAUAGAUAUUUACCAUACUUUAUAUAUAUGAAGAGAGAGAGAGAGAGAGAGAGAGAGAGAGAGAGAAAAAAAAGAAAGAAUCUUACGCUGAC
This is a messenger RNA of Galdieria sulphuraria, 2415 nucleotides long. RefSeq names its product transducin family protein / WD-40 repeat family protein. The record is from RefSeq and is a predicted model, not a curated record. Gene Ontology annotation, molecular function: ubiquitin binding. Lineage: Eukaryota; Rhodophyta; Bangiophyceae; Galdieriales; Galdieriaceae. Gene Ontology annotation, biological process: protein deubiquitination; double-strand break repair via homologous recombination. Bases 96 to 2288 code for a protein of 730 amino acids. The transcript has a single exon.